ACUGAGCGCUAGCUCAAUAGCUUAGUCAUGAAUCGCCCGUGUGUUUGUGGACAAAGGCAACUGCACCACUGCUGGAUAUAAGGGCAGAGUCCGAGCCUACGAAUAAUUAAUAGUGGAUUGACUCUGCAUGUGUCUGUUUUUGGCCUUUGUUCACCGCAGUCAACACGGCUUUGUUAAAGAGUAGGCGCUAGCAUUGCUCACGAGCUGACAGAGUCUGUGUUCUGUGGGGUUUGAAGGUGCUCCGGUUCGGGUUUGGCACGGAGCUGUCGCGAAACUGGCGAGGUGACCCAUGAUGAAUCGCUUCCGAAAGUGGCUUUAUAAGCCAAAGAGGUCAGAUCCUCAGCUGCUGGCCCAGUUCUACUAUUCAGAUGAGGAACUGAACCAGGUGGCCACUGAGCUGGACAGUCUGGAUGGCAGGAAAGACCCUCAGAGGUGCACCUUGCUGGUCAACCAGUUCCGCUCCUGCCAGGACAAUGUGUUGAACAUUAUAAAUCAGAUUAUGGAUGAGUGCAUACCUGAAGACCGAGCCAACAGAGACUUCUGCGUGAAGUUCCCAGAAGAGAUCCGCCAUGACAACCUGGCCGGGCAGCUGUGGUUUGGAGCAGAGUGUCUGGCAGCAGGAUCCAUCAUCAUGAAUCGUGAAAUCGAGAGCAUGGCCAUGCGGCCACUGGCCAAAGACCUCACCCGCAGCCUAGAGGAAGUGCGCAACAUCACCCGAGACCAAGCGCUGCGAGAUCUCAACAACUACACCGACCGCAUGAGGGAAGCACUGCGACAGUUCGACAGCCUUUUUGCGGAUUUUGAGCUCAGUUACGUGUCAGCUAUGGUGCCUGUAAAGUCUCCUAAAGAGUAUUACAUCCAGCAAGAUGUGAUCGUGCUCUUCUGUGAGACAGUUGAGAGGGCCCUGAAGUUUGAGUAUCUUACACAAGACAUGAUUGACGACUACGAGCCAGCACUCAUGUUUACAAUCCCUAGACUUGCCAUUGUCUGUGGCCUUGUUAUCUACUCUGAAGGGCCUCUUAACCUGGACCACAAACCAGAGGACAUGUCUGAACUCUUCCGGCCUUUUCGCACUUUGCUGAGAAAAAUAAGGGACCUUCUGCAGACUCUAACAGCAGAAGAGCUCAUGACGCUGGAGCGUAGCCUCUGCAUCUCUCAGGAAGGAGAGUUUACUGGAGGUCCCAGCACUUCCACUGAGAGCCAGAUAGAGACCCUGGAGAAGGAUGAUGCAGUACAAGAGGAGGUGGUGGACCUCACACCCUGCGUAACCCAGGAAGAAGACGCUGUAUGGAAGGAGGAAGAAGGAGGAAAGAGGCUACAGGAAACCCCUUGUGAAAGCGAAGAGGAGAAGGGCACUGAUGAAGACUUGGCUUGCUCCAUGCAGUAUGAUGAAGAAGAGAUAGAGCAGCUCAAUAUAAUGGUGCAUCAAGUAGGGGAUGUAAUGUCCAUAUUGCUUUCCCCUCCGAGUCAGAAUCAAUCUCCAGCCCACCGGCCUCAACCAUAUGGAGGAAGCAGUUUGGGGGAUUCCAGUGCGGCUUCUAGCACCCAUGCGUCUCCUCGGAGGGGUGUACCGGGCUCCUAUCAUGAUGAUGAUAGAGUGUUCUUUAUGGAGGACUUCGAGGCUGGAGGAGUUGUAGGGGAAAGUGUAACUAGCGAGCUUUGCCAUGGACAGUUUCCCCUUCCUACCGUAUGCCUCCGAUCACCUGAGAACUCUAGACCCGCCCCUUUGAGUGAUUCAUCCUGUAACGGUUGGUUGACAGUCUGCCAGUCAAGCGACUCCACCAAUCUUGACUGUCACUCCAAAGGGAACUCUGAUCAUUUGCCCUUGGUGAACGGCUGGGAAAAGUUGCACGAGGAGGACUGCGUAGAGGCUGCGGAAGAGAUCGCCAAUCGCAGCGGUGGAAUGAAACUAUCCGCCACAGUGAUUUUUAACCCGCAUUCUUCAUGCUUGUCCGACUUGGCCGUGGUCUUACCUCAAUCAGCGGAUGGUUUGGAGCCCGGCGAAGGCGGGGCUUUAGUUGCCACUCAGUGCCUACUUAACUCCUGUGUGUGCUGUGCUGGCGGAUGCAUCGACAACCAUGAGGACGGCGUCACCUUAGAGCCUGCUGGACGGGGCAUGUCGCUGGGAUUUGAUAAACACAAGCUCACCAUCACAAGCUCCGUCAUCCAAUCAGCUGUAGCUGUUGGCAGCCCAGGGAAGGGGGACGGACAUUUACCGCUCACCCUGCCUCCUUCCCAGGGCCACCUCACCCCACACUGUCCCAUGCAGAACCCAGCAAGAGAGGAUGGUGGCAGUCAGGACUGUACCCAAUAUCCCAGCUGUGAGAAAUGUCUGGCAGGAUUUCUUCUGGCUCAGAAUAAUAGAGGCUUGGGACAAGGGGAGAGAGGACCUAGUUGCACCCAACAGGACACGGGAUGCCAGACGCAACCCAACACUACAGCAAAAGGGAGAUCGGAGGGUUUUGGAAAACAGUCCAAAGAAGAAAAUAAAAAGAGCUCUAGUUCUCAGGAGUCCCCCCUCAGUUCUGUACCCAGCAGUGACAUUGAGGGUGUAUCUGUCACUACAUGCAGUUUGUCAAGUUCAUACACACCCAGCCCCGUCAGUAGCCUUACCAGCUCGGAUAUGUCUGAGGAUCUGGAUCACCAGGAGAUUCAUGUGGCUUUGCAGGCCGCCAAUCUUGCUGCUCACAAUAAAAUUCGUUUACGUUUCCAUAGUAGUAGUGACCUCAUUCACCGGCUUUUUGUCUGCAUAUCAGGUGUGGCUGAUCAGUUGCAAACCAAUUAUGCCAGUGAUCUGCGGAGCAUCUUAAAGACUCUGUUUGAGGUCAUGGCUACAAAAUCAGAGCAAGGGGACAAUGAGAAGCCCAAGAAAAGUCCAUGUCUGGGCAGUGCAGUACUGGAAGACUGUGCUCUCUGCCAGGAGACAAUCUCUUCAUCAGAACUCGCUGCCAAAGCCAGAGAGGGACAGUUUGAAGAUCCUCCUGAAUGGGUUCCAGAUGAGGCCUGUAAUUCCUGCAUUGCAUGUAAGGCUCCAUUCACAGUCAUCAGAAGAAAACAUCACUGCAGGAGCUGUGGAAAGAUCUUCUGUUCUCGCUGCUCAUCGCACUCAGCACCGUUGCCUAGAUACGGUCAGAUGAAGCCAGUGAGAGUUUGCACUCACUGCUACAUUUUCCACGUAACGCCUUUCUACAGUGACAGGACUGGUAUCUGACCACAGUGCUGUCCGCACACCUUACGCACACUCACAAUGAGACAUAAGCACACUACAAUGAGUUUACUGAGGUUUGAUAACUCAGUACCCAUUAGUGUAUGAGACAUGCACAUCACUUUAACAUCAUCAUCCAAAAAAAGUGUAAAUAUUAUAAAACACUAAAUGCAGUUACUUCAAAGCAAGAAAAAGAGUCUUGACCAGAGAACAAACAAAGAUGGACUGAAUUACAGUUGAGAAUGCCUCAUAAAGGAAGCACAUCAUGGAAGAACCCCAUUGCUGUGGGAUCCAAAGUAUUUUUUUAGGGCUUUGCUUUUGAACAAUGAGCUUCAUGAAACAAUUUGCUUUAAGGGAGCAUGGAACAAGCUGGCUAUUCUGUAAAACAGAAGUGCACCCAAAAACUACACGUACAUGGCAAAAAUAAAAAAAAAAAUCCGGCUUGUUAGAAAGAUUUCUUCUGGCAAAGUUCUAUGGGCUCAAAUUUCCAUAGUGAAUGUAAACUGAGCACAUGAAAAAUAUGAAAAUAAUAAAAAUGUGACUCAUAUGAAGACAAUGAUAUUAAAGGGUAGUUCACCCAAAAAUGUAAGUUAUGUCAUCAUUUAUUCACCCUCAUGUUGUUCCAAACCGUUUGACUUUCUUCCAUGGAACACAAGACAUUUUAGACAGUUUGUUAGUCUGUCACCAUUCACUUUCAUAGCAUCUUUUUUCCAUGCAAUGAAAGUAAAUGGUGACUGAGGCUGACAUUUUUAAACUGGUUUGAAAUGACAUGAGGGUGAGUAAAUGACGACAGAAUUUUCAUUUUUAGUGAACCAUCCCUUUAACACUAACUGCACCAUCAAGUGAUGCUUUCGUGGCACAGUAUAGCACAGAUCAUUGAUUUUGGUUUUGUUUUUUUAUGUUUUUAUAUAUAAAAAUAAUGCUGCUUUCUGUAAAACAGAAGUGAGAUUUCGGGAUUAAUUGAAUGGCCAAAAAAAAGGUAUAUGUAUAUAUGAUUUUAUGUAUCUUCCAAAAGAGAAGAUUCUCUUAUAUUCCUAAUACCAAUGAAUGUGCAACAUUUGGAUGUUCUGUUCUUUUCUUUUUCUCCAUUAACUUAUACUGAACUGUAAAGUAAUUGCCUUUUACAGCAGUGUGGGAGACUUUUGCUUUUCCCUCUGGUACAAAGGAACACUUUAAAGCCCCUACCUCAUCCCUUCUGAUGACUUCCUGCCCCCUUGCACCUUUUCACACUGCUCCAUGUUAUUAUAUUAUGUCUACACUACAGGAUCACUCAUUCAUGACUGUUUUCAACACUAAUAGGCCUUUCCUUGUCUUUAUUUUGCACAUUUGAUUAUUAUUAUUAUUUUUUUUUAAUCUUAUCCACUGAGAUCAAUAUAUAGUGUCCAACCACUACUUUUUGUCUGUAAUUGUAAAAGUUAAUCUGAUUUGAACAUGUAUGAACAAUUACUUGAGCCUUUGAGCUAUAAGAAACUCAUAUGAUUAUGUAAUCAGAGGAACAUGGUUUAAUGUUGUGUAGCGUUGUUCUUGCGUAGUACCUCAAACUUUGGCUCAACAUAAGAUAGUUAACCCAAAAAUGAAAAUUCUGUAAUUUGCUUACUCUCAUGUCAUUCCAAACACAUUUGACUUUCUCGAAGAUCCAUUUGAAUUCCGUGGAAUACCAAAGUAGAAGUUUAGCAGAAUGUCCAAGCUGCUCUCUCCUUACAGUGGAAGUGGAUGGGCCCAGGGACUGUCAAGCUCCAAAAAAGGUCCAUUAAAGUAGUUCAAACAUUAUGUGUGCUAUAUUCCAAGUCUUCGGAUGCCAUAAGUGUGAGGAACAGACUGAAAUUUAAGUGGUUAUUCAGUAAAAUCUUUCUUGGGCACCAGUCACUUUCAUUGAAUGGAAUGUGUGGACAUUCUGCUUUAAACUCUUUUUGUGUUCCGCAGAAAAAAGAACAUCAUAUGUGUUUUGAAAAACUGGAGGGUGAGAGAAUCAUCAAAUUUUCUCUCUUUUUUCACUUUCAACUUCUGUGGCCAGCAAAACAUCUGCUUUUAUAACACUGUCAUGUAAUCACCUUACAGACGCCAAAGUGAGGAUUGAUCAUUUUUAUAAAAGGGCACAGAUUUAUAAUUAAUAUCAAUUUAAGCAGUUUCUGUAUUAAUACAAGUCUGAGAUUGAACUAAUUUAAAAAUGUGCUGCAAAACGAUUUUUGACCAAACACUACUAGCUGAUGCACUUUGUAUGACAAAUAGUGGAGCAUUGAAAUGUACUAUAGCUGGUAAGCAAUGCCACACGUGAUGAUUUCCUGUGUGUAAUGAUCUAAAGUUACAGUUUUACAGUGAUCUAAAGCCUAUUCAACUGUUGGCCCAUUUGAAAUUUUAGUGGUCCGCAUGCUCGUCAGUUGUCUUAGGGGCUGUACACACCGAACGCAUUUUGUGUCUGUUUUCUUAAUUGUUUUCCUAUGUAAACUUGCGCUAGACAGACAUCGCGCCACGUCUCAAUGUUAUUACAGUGUCUCGUGCAAGAGAUCCUUUUAGAGGAUGCCCUACAAAUAAUAAUUAUCCGUCAUUUUGAAGAAAUUUAAAGAUUUAAAGAACUAAAAUCAAAGAUGACUGACAAGCGUGAGUUCGGAGAAACAGAAAAGUUCUGUUCAUUAAUUUGGUCAAGAAAACAUUCGAUUUGAAAUGUCAAACGUUAAAUCAUUGCAUCUAUAACAAUCUUCACUGUUAUUGUUCAAUAAAAUGUUUAGGAUCAGUCUGAUUUACUCUCUCUGUUAUGAACUCAGUUUAUUUAUUUAUUUAUUUUGCCCUAUUUUAAGAAUGCUAGAUAUAAGUGCAGCACUAUGCGAUAAGUCACACACAAAGUCAAUGGGCAUAGCCAUGAAGUUUUGGUAUUUUUGUGUGCUUAGACUAGGAGAUAGUGGGUUUGAUGAAAUUGCACGCACAAAGCGCUAAUGGGCUGGGUCAAGACCAAUUUAAUUAGGAGGUUCUUUUCCGGCACCGUCUACGUCCUAUUAUAUAGUCCAUUCUCUGUCAACAACUAAUGAUAUAAACAAAGACAGCACAUUCAUAAGAAGUUAGUAGUGUAAAUGGAUUGUAUGCAAUGAGUUAAAAGAAUAGAAAUAUGGACUUGUGUUAUUUUGUGCAUUAAAUGUUGAAUGGCAGGUAUAUUUCUAUGACCAUGACAUGCUUUUUUUACAUACAUAGAAAAUGUGGUUCUCGUUAGGUUUUGGAUCUACAAAAUUAUAGAUUAUAAAUAAAUCUCUAGUAAAUUAUAGAGAAUGUAAGUAUUAUUAAUUAUUUUUAUCUACAGACACACAAAUCACAGCUAGUAUUAAAAGUGAUUGUAUCGACACGCACUUCACUUCUACCAGUUGCUUUUGAUUUUGAAAAAUGUAAUUAAUUUAUUAAACCAAAAAUAUUCCUAAAAUCAAAUUACACUUCAAACAAAACAAAAUUAUAAUCAAAAUAAUGAAGUGGUCAAAAAAAUCAUACCAAAUACAAACAAUUUUACUCUCUCCAACUUCUUCCACCGGCCCCUUUUGCAGACUAUAAAAUCCUUCUGUGACAACAGGUGGAAAAAUACCAAUACAAAUUAGAUCAUAAAUACAAUUUAAAUAUAAGCAAUAAUAAUUGAAAAAUAAACCAUGACCUAAAGAUAGUUUAACACAAAUCUCAUAAAUAUUUGUUUCAUAAAACAGCUACAACAGUGAUCGUCAUGGACGGAAUCUGGAAAUGAACUUUACCACCUGCUGGUGGAAUCUCCAAACUGCAAAUGCAGGAACUGAGUUUAGACUUUUCAAUAAAAAAAGAUGUGCUUUUGAAACGUCUUGGUGCAGUGAGCUGUUUCUCAGGAAAAAAACCCCACUUCAUUUACAUACAAUAUACACCCCCAGUUUACGUGCAUAUAGAUAUAUUGCAUACCCACAGAUAGCGCAAACACUCCCACCCACGCCCACUUGCGCUUUGUGCUGGCACGAAAAUUAUUAAAAUAUUCUUGCUUGGCCCCCAUGCCCUGAAGAUGUUUUCCAUCUCGCCCACUUGUCGAUGAAGUUCAAUAGCCCAGAUCUAAAGUUUAACACUGCCCCUGAUUGCAGAUGGUAGUUACUGACUAAAUUGUUCUGAGAACUUGCAAGUUGAUAUGUUCAGUUGACUGAAAUAAUUUCUACUAAUAAUUAAUUUAUUAAUAAAACAUCCAUUAUAUGUAUUUAUCUUUAUCAGUCAGUAAUGAACACAUUCCUAUUAAUCAAUACAUUUUUAUUUUAAAUUGACAAUUAAUUGUCCAAUGAUAGCUGGCUAUUGAGCUGUUUUUUUUUAAUUGCAUACAGUUCCAGUACUGGCCCAUACUGAGCUACCCACUCUGUCAAAUAAUUUGUUGCCCGGGCCACAAAAAACAGGUUUCUAGGACAGUGUAGGUCUCAUGUGUUUGCAUGCAUCCUCUAAAGUAACAUUUAUUAAGUUGACCAGGUAGACUAGCAAUAAUGUAAGAGUUACAUCAUGGUUAAGGCAGCUUAUACUGCUUGUUGAUUGAUUCUAGUUGAUACUUCUUUCUGAUUAUUGAUAAUAGUUUAUACCUCAUUACAUUUUACAAAAAAAUGUCCAAAUCUGUCCUGAUAUCUUGUAUUCUCUCUCAUCACAUUGAUAGGUUCACAAGAAAUUCACAAAAGCGUCUGUAAAACAAAAUGUACCACAGUCUAAUAUUUGUGGAAUAUUACAAUGUGUAAGAAACAAAUUCAUCAAAUUUAUUAAGUUAACCAAAUGACAAACUUCUACUUUUUUGUUUAAUGUUUGUAUAUAGUUUUUUUCUGUACCUUUUGCAUUCUCUUGUUGAAGAGGUUAUUUGAUUUUGGCAUUACUUUUCAUACAUGUUUAAAGAUAUAGAUUGUUAAAUGCCCUUUACAUUUUCUUUAUGAACCAUUAAAGGGAUAGUUCACCCAAAAAUGAAAAUACUUUCAUCAUUUACUCACCCUCAUGCCAUCACACAUGUGUGACGUUUUUUCUUCUGCAGAACAAAAACAAAGAUUUUUUUGAAGAAAAUUGCAGCUCUGUAGGUCCCUACAAUACAAGUGAAUGGUGCCCAAACUUUGAAUCUUCAAAAAUCACAUAAAGGCAGAAUAGAAGUAAUCCAUACGACUCCAGUGGUUAAAUCCAUAUCUUCAGAAGUGAUAUGAUAGGUGUGCAUCAGAAACAGAUCAAUAUUUAAGUCCUUUUUUUACUAUUAAUCUCCACCUUUGACCAGCCUGAACAGUAGGUGGCGAUAUGCACAAAGAAUGCAAAUCACCAAAAAACAAAAGAAGAAUGUGAAAGUGGAGAUUUAUGGUAAAAAAAUUAAAAAGGCUUAAAUAUUGAUCUGUUUCUCACCCACAUCUGUUAUAUAACUUCUGAAGACAUGGAUUUAACCGCUGGAGUCAUAUUGAUUACUUUAAUGCUGACUUUGUUCUUUUUGAAGAUUCAAAGUUCUGGUCACCAUUCACUUGCAUUGUGGGGACCUACAGAGCUGAGGUAUUCUUCUAAAGAUUUCUAGAACAAUAUCUCAGCUCUGUAGGUCCCCACGAUGCAAGUUAACGUUUGUGUUCUGCAGAAGAAAAAAGUAAUGCACAUCUGGGAUGGCAUGAGGGUGAGUAAAUGAUGAGAGAAUUUUCAUUUUUGAGAGAAGUACCCCUUAAAAUAGCUGGUUAUUGCUUUAUUUUGUUACAUUGGCAUUCUCUGUAGUCACCUUUUUCCCCAAAAAACAGUGCAGUUCAAUCAGUUAUAAAUUCAUAUGCAUUAAGAAGAUGAUCAAAUUCUCUUCAGAUUUACAUCAGCUUUAAGAGUACCUGGCUGCCCUAUCCUACUGAAGUUUUUCUUAAGUAUUGUGAUCCUGUCCAUGAGACCUGUUUUUUGUUUUUUUUAACUUGUCUUGAGAUUCUUCAGUAUAAUUAUUCAUUGUAAUGAUGCAUCAGUACGGCUUAAAAGUACAUUUACCUGCAUAUAAUUCAGACACUUAUAGUCCGCUGAUUAUAGAACCUUCAGGAUUUGGAUAGACAACAGACAAUGGAAUUAAUUUGCAGUUGCACACUGCACAACUAACAUACUGCUCAUACUUUAACUCAUUACGUUUUAAAGCAUUAGGAUUCCUUAUCGGCAAAUACCAUGGUCUUCUAUACAGGUUUUAUUCGUAUUUAGUGAUGUGAUCAAGUAUACAUUUGCCUGAAGGAUCAAUUUGAUAAUUUUUCUUGUUGCUUCCUGUUUUGAUGUCAUGACUGUUCCUCAGGAAUGGCUUGAUUGUACGUUGGCAUGAUACUGAGUAAUUGAUUUUACAGCUAUUCUCUGAAUGUAUUUUGAUUGGAAGUGAGAUGGUGUGGGACGGGGAAUCAGCCAAAAACCGAUCACUUCCUCAGAUCGCAGGUUCAAUGUCUACAGAUUCAACUUCAAACCUGUCAUGUGAUUAGCUCACUUUCUGAUUUUUACCCUUUUCCUAUCCUUCAUUAAUGUUUUUUUGUUUUGUUUUUUUCUUUUUCUUUAUUAAUUAAAAAUAAGAUUAGUCUUUAAAAUUAUACGAAUGUUUUAUUUUACAGAGAGCAAAAAUAAUGAAAUGUAUAAAAUUACUUUUUCUGUAUAAAGAGAAUCACAGUAAGAUAAUUUACACUAUUUAUUCAAAGCUUGUUUUUAUUUUGUAAUGGCUGGUUCAGUCUAAUAAGAUGUAAAGAAGAACUUUUCAAAGUCUACUAAGUAUUUAUGUCAUGCAAUGAA
Molecule: messenger RNA, 9913 nt
Organism: Myxocyprinus asiaticus (Chinese sucker)
Lineage: Eukaryota; Metazoa; Chordata; Actinopteri; Cypriniformes; Catostomidae
Product: lateral signaling target protein 2 homolog
Exons: 14
Coding region: 290-3211 (973 amino acids)
Biological process (GO): negative regulation of epidermal growth factor-activated receptor activity
Cellular component (GO): early endosome membrane
Molecular function (GO): metal ion binding
Source: RefSeq, a predicted model, not a curated record